CCCGGGGACGAAGACAGAGCAGGCAGUCAAAAGGCUCAUAUGUGGCGAGCGGAGCCGAAAUCUGUGCGCAACUGGAUAAAAAAAGAGAGAAAAGUGGGGUCCGGAUGGAGCUUAAAAUAACAGGAAUAUUACAUGCUGGGUGUUUUCUCUUAAAUGGAUUACCAAAGGAAUAUGACAUUCAGUCGGAUUGCCCCAUUCAUGAGUGAAUUCGGACACACAAGGUAACAUCUCCACUAGAGUGAAACAGGAAGUGUCGUCUGUGAGCAGCCAUGGGCCAGAGAGCUGCGCUUCUGCUCAGUGAGCUGCUGCUGCUGCUGCUGACAGCCUCACGCACUCUCCUCGCAGUCAGCUUCCCCGAGGACAACGUACCCCUCGAUGUCGUUGACGCACAUUUUUCACGGAGGUACCCUGUGUUUAGAGGCAGGCCCUCUGGCAAUGAGUCACAGCAUCGCCUUGACUUUCAGCUGAUGACCAAGAUACAGGACACUCUGUUCAUCGCUGGCAGAGAUCAGGUGUACCUGGUCAGUCUGAGAGAAUCCUACAGGAAUGAGAUCAUUCCUUACCGGAAGCUAACAUGGCGAUCGGGCCCAGCUGACAGAGAAAUGUGUGCCGUCAAGGGAAAACGCAGAGAAGAGUGCCACAACUUCAUUAAAGUGCUGGUUCCUAGAAACGAUGACCUGGUGUUCAUCUGUGGUACCAACGGCUUCAACCCCAUGUGCAGAUACUACAGGCUGGAUAACCUCGAGUUUGAUGGGGAAGAAAUCAAUGGAUUGGCACGAUGCCCAUUUGACUCCAAGCAAACCAACGUUGCCCUUUUUGCUGAGGGGAAACUGUAUUCGGCAACUGUAGCUGACUUCCAGGCAAGUGAUGCUGUCAUAUAUCGCAGUAUGGGUGAUGGAUCAGCCCUGAGGACCAUCAAAUAUGACUCCAAAUGGCUGAAAGAACCUCAUUUCCUGCACGCAGCAGAGUACGGGAAUUACGUGUACUUUUUCUACCGAGAGAUUGCAGUAGAGCACAGCAAUCUGGGCAAGGUUGUGUAUUCUCGCGUGGCCCGGAUCUGUAAGAAUGAUGUUGGUGGGUCACAGCGGGUGCUGGAGAAGCACUGGACAUCUUUUGUGAAGGCGAGGCUGAAUUGCUCAGUGCCAGGGGAGUCCUUCUUCUACUUCGACGUGCUUCAGUCCAUCACUGACAUCAUCAACAUCAAUGGAGUUCCGUCAGUGGUGGGUGUGUUCACCACGCAGAUGAACAGUAUCCCAGGGUCAGCAGUGUGUGCCUUCUCCAUGGCCGACAUAGAGAAAGUAUUCUGGGGCCGGUUCAAAGAGCAGAAGACUCCUGACUCUGUGUGGACUCCAAUUCCAGAGGAGAAGCUGCCCAAGCCUCGACCCGGGUGCUGUUCAGGUCAUGGUCCAGCUGCGUCCUUAAAGAGCUCCAUCGAGUUCCCGGACGAUACGCUGCAGUUCAUCAAGUCCCACCCCCUCAUGGACACAGCUGUGCCUUCUAUUGGGGACGAGCCUUGGUUCACUAAGACUCGCGUCAGGUACAGACUGACAUCGCUGGCUGUGGACAAUGAAGCAGGACCUCACAAAAACUACACAGUGGUGUUCAUCGGGGCUGAGUCAGGGGUUGUCCUCAAGGUUUUGGCCAAGACCUCCUCUGUGUCUCUAAAUGACAGCCUGCUUCUGGAGGAGAUAGAUGCCUUCAACAGUGCCAAGUGCCUGUCUAACCAUGAGGAUGACAAGCGUGUCCUCUCGCUGCACGUGGACAAAGAAGCACACUGCCUGUAUGUCGCCUUUUCAAGCUGUGUCAUCCGUAUUCCCCUUAGUCGCUGUGAAAGGCAUUCUUCCUGCCACAAGUCCUGCAUUGCAUCAAGGGAUCCCUACUGUGGCUGGAAGACUCAAGGGGCGUGUGAGAGGAUACUGCCUGGUACUUUGACUGGAUAUGAGCAGGACGUUGAAUUUGGAAACACUUCCCACCUGGGAGACUGUCACGCGUUUUUGGGCACUACAUCAGCGCCAGAUUACAAAUCAUUUGGCGACCCUACCUCUGACAUGGAGUUUUCAUCAGCGCCAGUCACUGUCCACCCCAAUGGGCCCAUACUCCCCCCAGUACUCAUACCCACUCAGAGCCCCAGCUCUGGGCCUGAUCCAGAGCUCUACGGCUCAGGCUUUGUGCUGCAGGAUGACCCAGCCACCUCCCAUUCUUUAGACUCUAUCCCAGGGGGCCAAGAGGGUGUGUGGGAUAUCCAAGCAGGAGAGACCAACCAGAUGGUCCACAUGAACAUCCUCAUCACCUGCGUGUUUGCAGCUUUUCUCAUGGGUGCUCUCCUGGCUGGUCUGAUUGUUUUCUGCUACCGAGACUCAUUCCUCCGUAAGCCAAGACAUGUCCACAAGGAUGCAGAGUCUGCACCGUCCUGCUCCGACUCUAAUGGAAGCUUUGUCAAGCUCAACGGCCUCUUUGACAGCCCUGUAAAGGAGUACCAGACCAACAUUGAUUCUCCCAAGUUGUACACAAAUCUGCUGAGCAAUGGCAAAGACCUGAAUUCACCCAACGGAGACACCAAGACCAUGAUUCUGCGGGACGGCUGUCAGCCCCCUGAGCUGGCUGCGCUGCCUACACCUGAGUCUACUCCUGUGCUUCAGCAGAAAAACCUGCAGCCCAUCACAAGCCAGUGGGAAAGAGCUCAUGGAAAGGACAGUGGGCCUCGUAAGGAGUCCAACUCAUCAGCUAAGAGCCCUCAGUUCCUUCUUUCUUCUCCUGCUCCUCCCAACUCCAACCACCUUGCAUUGGGACACUCCCACAUCCCUAGUGCAGUUGUCCUGCCCAAUGCCACACAUGACCACUCCAACCAUGACAAUGGAGAUGAUACAUUGCCCCAUUCAUCUGAAAGGAGGUCGAAGAACCCAGAUUCUAAAGGAAGUAGGAAAGAGCAGAAAAAGUCGGUGGAUGCCAGAAAUACCCUAAAUGACCUUUUAAAACAUCUUAAUGACUCAGUGGCCAACCCCAAGGCCAUUCUUCAAGAAGCAUCAGGGCCUCGCCCAAGGCAACAGCUCACACUCGAGCCCAUGGAGGAACUGACUGAAUUACCCCCCAAGGUGCCCAGCCGUGAGGCUUCCUUGUACUCUCCCUCCUCCUCCCUACCAAGGCACAGCCCCACCAAGAGGGUUGAUGUGCCGAUGCUCGCCACUCCCACUACACCAACAGGCAGCCUGAGCAUGGGGGGCACCCUGGAGAGGCAAAGAGGGGGGUAUCAACUCCACCGGAGUGCCUCUCACAGGCACUCCUUAUCCACCUCACCAAAUGGGGUAACCAUGGGGGUGUCUGUGUCUCGCCAACACAGUAUGAACAGAGGGGGUUACAUGCCCCCAACACCCCCCUCCAGACUUGACUCACAAGGUGGAGUGAUGGGUGCAGGAAUGCAUUCACCCCACCCAUCCUCUGCACCCCGACAGAGCAGCUACAGUGGUUAUGGCUCACUCCCUCGCACAGGGCUUAAACGGACCCCAUCGCUAAAGCCAGAUGUGCCCCCUAAACCCAAUGGGUUUUCACCACAGACUCCACAGAUGCGAGUGGUCAAUAAGUACAGUUAUUAAAAGAGUAGGACACUUCUGAGUGAGCUCUUGGCCUUGACUUUGAGCCCUGAGGGCUUUGGGGGGCUACGGAUGGGGUAGGCCCUAGUGUGUGUUUGUGUAUCGACUUGAGGUGUGUUCCCCCUUUAAAUCAUAUGCACAUUCACUCACACUAAAAAGGGAAAAUCACACAUGUGGCCAAAGAUACUCCAUGGGGCUUUUUUGCUCCCUACAUCCAUCUCCCUCCCUUAUCACGGUAGCCACAGGAUAUGAACAGUGGACAGUGGUGAAUCUGCUGCUCCCCAUUGUAUCUGGGUUGGGGUGUAGCCCGUUCCCAUAUUAGGUACAAGGUUUCGGACACCAGCUGGGGCCGCUACGGCGUCUGUGCGUGUGGUGCCAGGUUAAAAACAGUGGAAUACUUGAAGAAUGGGUCUCAUUUGUCACUGCCCUUGAGCACUGUCUUCCCACUAAUGUGAACUGAACAAAGAGGAGAGGUAGGCCAUGCCUUUGUACUAAGAUGGCUGGGGGCAGAGGAGAAAAAACUCAAAUCAUAGUUAGGGCGCAAACAGCUGAAGCAAGCAAACAGAGAAAAGGAGUGCAAGUGUGUGUGUGUGUGUGUGUGUGUGUGUGUGUGUGUGUGUGUGUGUGUGUGUGUGUGUUUGAUUGGAAAGCAGAUUGGUGUAAAGGCAAAACACAUAUUAGGCCUUCACACAUCAAGAGUGCUGCCACGUGCCAGAGGAUGCACCUUAAGACCUGUCUAAGAUCUAUGUCACCAUCUCUCAUUUAAAUAAUAUUAUCUCUUUGGUCUUGUUUGAACCCAUCUCAAUCGAGUCAAAAACGACUUUUGUGUCACUCUGUAGUGUUUUUGGUAAUUAGGUUAGGGUGAGGUGAAGUGUCAUGCGGGUGUAUCCUCGGAUAAGAGACUCUGUAACUCAUUGGGAAAUUUGGGAAGUACAUUUGCUGCUAUUGGUUACAGACAUAGGUGUUUGUCUUUGAUGCAUUAUAUCUCAACCAGACUGGGAUAGCCCUUUUUAUAUGAGUGUGCACAUCUGCUUGUGUGUGAGUAUGCGUGGGUUGUAUUGCAGAUAGAGGCAGAGAGUACAGUUUUCAGCAACCAAACAUACUGUUAAAACUGGGGGGAAAACGCUUGUCUCCAGGACUGAAACCUCCCAUAUCCUCCACUGCCCCUCUUGGAAUUAUACUGGUGGACUUCUUUCUUUAUGUAGCAAUGGUAUUAAGAACAAAACAUCCAUUUAUCAUCUCAUUAUAUAAAGGAAUUUUGAACAAAAUGAUUUGCCUUCAUGUUUUACUGUGUUAUUUAAAGAAUUUACCAUAUGAAACUAAAGCAACACCAAUGGUUUAGCCCAUGUUUAUGAAUUCAACAUUUCAGUGCACUUCUGUUCCGUUAAACAAGUGUGUCUAAUAGAAGAACACUAGAAUUUUCCUUCUACAUUAACCCUAUUAAAAGGUAUAUUCAACUGACCCUAGAACAAUACAUGGAUGUAACACCUCUGUCAUCUGCCAUGCUAGUUCUGCAGCCCGUUUUCCCUGUGCAGCUUCCCUGCAAGUGGCCAGUGUACAAUCAACACAACAACUUACCAAUGUGUCCAAAUGAGUCAUGCUGGGAAUGACAAGAUCCUGUAUAUACUUAAAUACUAUAAAUAAGGAGUAUAAAUAUUUUUAGGCAAGUGAACCUGAAUCUGUGCAUUGUGUGCCUUAUUCACAAAACUACUACAGUAUAUAAUAUUGGCAAUGUCAAUUGGUCCUCUGUAUGUUAUUGUCAUAUACUAUGUAAACAAUUUUUAUACAAGCAAUUUGAAAAUCAGCAGGAUGUGUUGGAAAAUCGCAACCAAAUCCAAACCGAAGUGAUGUGGAACAUAAAUUGACUUGACAGACAUUCCACUUGUAAAUGCUAGUCGUACAAAAAGGACAUUCAAAAAACAAUUAUUUGGGGUAUGAACCCAUUUUCUCCUUUACUGCCGGUGUUGAAAAGAAUGGUGUUAAUCCACCACAUAGAGGUGCCAUGCAGUGAAUGUAUUUUCUUGACAGUGGGAUGUAGGGUGGUUAGACCUUGCACUGUGGAGCAGUCGGCUCAACGCAGCACAUCCUGCCCACAGCCAAUGUAUUAACACAGUGUUCACAUGAAAGCCGUCUGUUGGCAGGGCGGUGGUCAUACAGAAUCUGUAAUUCCCCAGGAUUGCAGUGACAGGAAUAGUUUCUAUUGGCCAGCAGUGACGACUGAGGGAUAAUUUCUCUUAGGUACAUUAUUUGGGAGACAUCUGCUAUCCUAUCCGAGUGUCAGUUGCCUGUUUAGCCCAAAGCCACAUUUUGUUUACAAGUGAUGAUUGUAUGUAAAGACUUUCUGCCCGUCAUCUAACCAGUGUUUGGGCUCUCUUUUCUACUCGACACAUGCACACUGACAUCACAAACAUACACUCAGCAUACACUGCUCAACUGCCUUGUACAUUGCAAUAUGAACUGGGUCUUUCUGUUGCAAUCUAAAUUUAAGCCUUUAUAUUUCAGUCUGAGCUCUGUGUAUGUGCAGAUGAACCAGAUUUUGUCAUGUCAUUUUGAUUUAAAUACAGUGCAACAUGGCGAUGCCAGACCAGCUGUAUAUAUGAUCUCCAGAGUAUUUCAGCGUGUAGAUAUGUUGUAAAGUUGUACUGUGAAUGUGUAAAUAAUAAUGAUUGUCUUUGUUUCAUGAUAUUUUUUGUUGAUUUUUUUAACACGGCAUGUAUAGUUGAAAUAAAACAUUAUGGCACAGAAA
This is a messenger RNA of Cottoperca gobio, 6333 nucleotides long. It is a transcript of the gene sema6d, whose product is annotated as semaphorin 6D. Gene Ontology annotation, biological process: neural crest cell migration; positive regulation of cell migration; semaphorin-plexin signaling pathway. Bases 270 to 3590 code for a protein of 1106 amino acids. Gene Ontology annotation, molecular function: chemorepellent activity; semaphorin receptor binding. The record is from RefSeq and is a predicted model, not a curated record. Lineage: Eukaryota; Metazoa; Chordata; Actinopteri; Perciformes; Bovichtidae. The transcript has 20 exons. Gene Ontology annotation, cellular component: plasma membrane.